Molecule: messenger RNA, 1383 nt
Organism: Triticum urartu
Lineage: Eukaryota; Viridiplantae; Streptophyta; Magnoliopsida; Poales; Poaceae
Source: RefSeq, a predicted model, not a curated record
ACUGCCGCUCCUCUCUUGCUGGUGGUAGGCGUAGUUAGUGUGAAUUUUACUGACCGCGGAGUGGAUUUUCUGGAGCUUCUAGUGAGAUUCCAUUGGCUGCGGCCUGUGGGUGGAUGUGAGAAGAGCGGUGGUGAUCACGUUUGGGUGGCGGCGGCGCUUCUGACGUUUUGGGGGCGAAGCUUGGUCUGUACUCUCAUGAUGUACCAUGCUAAGAAGUUUUCUGUGCCCUUUGCACCACAGAGGGCUCAGAAUAGUGAGCAUGUAAGUAACAUUGGAGCUUUCGGUGGAUCCAACAUAAGCAACCCUGCUAAUCCUGUAGGGAGUGGCAAACAACGUCUAAGAUGGACCUCUGAUCUCCAUAGUCGUUUUGUGGAUGCAAUCGCCCAACUUGGUGGACCAGAUAGAGCAACACCUAAAGGAGUACUGACUGUAAUGGGUGUACCGGGGAUUACAAUAUAUCACGUGAAGAGCCAUUUGCAGAAGUAUCGCCUUGCAAAGUACAUACCAGAAUCUCCUGCUGAAGUGGCAGCUGGUGUAGGUUCCAAGGACGAAAAGAAGGAUUCUAGUGAUUCAUUCUCUAAUGCAGAUUCUGCACCGGGUUCACAAAUCAAUGAAGCAUUGAAGAUGCAAAUGGAAGUUCAGAAGCGGCUCCAUGAACAACUCGAGGUUCAAAAGCAGUUGCAGCUGAGAAUCGAAGCACAAGGGAAGUACUUGCAGAUGAUCAUAGAGGAGCAGCAAAAGCUUGGUGGCUCACUUGAAGGUUCUGAGGAGAGGAAGCUUUCACAUUCACCACCUACCUUAGAUGACUACCCUGACAGCAUACAGCCUUCUCCGAAGAAACCACGGUUGGAUGAUCUGUCAACAGAUGCGGUCCGGGGUGUUACACAGCCAGGGUUUGAAUCCCAUCUUAUUGGCCCAUGGGAUCAAGAACUCUGUCCGAAGACCAACAUAUGCGAUCCUGCAUUCCAAGUGGAUGAGUUUAAGGCAAACCCUGGUUUGAGCAAGUCAUAAAGCAAAGCCUUCCUUACAAAGGAAACACUUCUGAGCUAUUAACCUCCACGGAUGGCCGAUCGCAUGUGAAUAUAUAUCGUCUUAACAACAGAAUGAGCGCUGUUUGGACCUUCAGAUCUGCCCCAACCCCUUCAGUCACGACUAAGUGUUGUUGUCGUUGUCGUAUUUCGCCAUACAGAUCUUUGUAAUUAUGAGGGUGUUUCUAAAGUCCCCAGUUAGCAAUCCCCUUCUUUUGAAGGAUAAUCCUCAACUGAAACAUGUAGCAAGAAACAGAGCACGCUUACACGCAAUACCAAGGCCCUAAAGCUACAUGAAAGCUAUCUGGUAGUUGUACAUUUCUGUUCAGUUCAGUCAUUGAAUCUGCUUACCUUA